UUGAUAAUUAAUUAAUAAUAAUUAAGAUCUAAAAAGAAUAUUAAUUAGAAUAAACACAAUAGCUUUUUAAAAAUGGCCGAAGUUGAUUAAAACAGCUUUGAAUAAUUAAAAAUUGAAUUUAAUAAAGCUAGAGAAAAUGUAUCACGUAUUUUCGAAUAAUAAUAGGCUAAGAAUAAGCAAAAGUUUGAAGAUUUUGAUAAUAUUGAAAAAGAUUAAACAGAAGAGGGAAAAUAAAAAAGAAGAAAGAUUUACCUAUCAUUAAAUUCUUUUAUGAGAGAUUCUAAAGAAAAUUCAGCAAAAUUAGAAAAAUUUUUAAAAAUUUAUGAUAAUUAUAUUGAAGCUUUAGAGGGAGAGUUAAAUAAAAUAAAAUAAGAGUAAGCAGGUGAUUAAAAUAAAUAAGCUGAUUAGCCAAUCAAAAAAGAUCCUAGCUAAGAUAAAUUUGACAAUCAUGAUCAACAAUAAAGAUAAGAUUAGCAAAAUAGAGGAUCUCCACAAGUAUCACAUAAUUAAUAAGGAUUAGAAGCAAAUGUAGGAAAUAAUUAAGAUGAGAAAGAUUUAAUAAUUUAAUAAUUAAAAAUGGAAUUAGAUAUGAAAGAUAGAGAUUUAAUACUUGCUUCAGAUUUGAAAUAAUAAAACCAAGAAUUGCUUUCAAAUUUUGUCUACUUAGAAAGAGCAAAUUAAGAGCUUAAAUAAUAAUUAAGUCAAAAAAUGGAUUAUCAAAGAGGUAAUCAAGAAGAUGUCUUAAGGUUAAGAGAAGAAAUGGAACGUCUUAAGAGAGAAAAUCAAAUGUUCAUUGAGCAGUACGAGGCCCUAAAGUAAAAAUCUGAGUAAUAAGAGGGAAUGUUAGAAUAUAUAGUGGCAGAGAACUCCAGACUAAUAAUACAAAGUUUUGCUGUUUCUGAUAGAAAGUAUAAAAUAUGA
Molecule: messenger RNA, 921 nt
Organism: Tetrahymena thermophila SB210
Lineage: Eukaryota; Ciliophora; Oligohymenophorea; Hymenostomatida; Tetrahymenidae
Exons: 3
Source: RefSeq, a predicted model, not a curated record